This is a messenger RNA of Gigantopelta aegis, 1497 nucleotides long. RefSeq lists its product as uncharacterized. The transcript is spliced from 2 exons. The coding region runs from base 427 to 906 and encodes 159 amino acids. NCBI's taxonomy places the organism in Eukaryota, Metazoa, Mollusca, Gastropoda, Neomphalida, Peltospiridae. The record is from RefSeq and is a predicted model, not a curated record.
GCCACAUAUGUUACUAUUGUCGUCUAUGGGAUUUGAUUUGGUAGUAUACACCCAUAAGUGAUAGACCUCAAAUAGACAGCUGUCAGAGAAAUACACUGUGAACAACCUCAGGGCAGGGUAACAUGAAAUUGGGGCAAGGUAGCCAAAAACGUGACUGGCGCAUUACAUUAUAUUUAUUGUUAGCUAGAACACUGACUUUUUAAUUGUCUUUAUUAAAUCAAUGUUUAUGGUCAAGAUCAGUCCACGUUUCAUCUGUGUAUCAUGUGUCAGUCCAUCCAUCUGUCUAUUAAUAAAAUGUCACAUUUCUCAAAGACGUUUGGUUUAACUAGCACCAUAUUGACUGAGAGUUAGAGCUCAGGUUUGAAGACUAUCCUGCUUUCUCUACUAUAUUAUUUUUACUGUGAUUUAUAAAUUUUACAUUCCAGAAUGUCUCUGCAGACUUUCCUGAGAAGCAGGGGAAUCCCACCUGAAACUGUUAAUAAAAUGGAAGCAGAUAAGAUUGACAUAGAUGUAAUCAUUGAAAUGAGUGAUUUGGAUCUCCAGGAAUACCUUCCUAGCAAGGGUGACAGGGUAGCUCUCCAGGCUUUUGUCAAUAGACAGCAAUCUGAAAGUGAAAACGACAAGAGGAAAUUAUCCCUGAUUGAAAACCUAAGAAGUCACAUGAAGUUAGCAUCCAAGUCGAAAUACCCAUCAGAUUCGGAUGAUGAGAAAAGCACAGUAUCCAACCUGAAGAAACACAAGAAAUUGCCUUUCUUCUCCAAUUUUCGGAACAAUAAAAGUAUUAGUGCAAAGCAAGCAGCAAUUGCUUCAAAAAAUGACCGAUCGUUGGUAGUUGGAUUUUCUAUCUGUGACCCUACUAAAAACAGUGACUCAAAGUACCACCAAGUUCGAGCACCCAUGGGGUGAGGCAUCAGACAUCCCAGUGUUAAGAAACAUACAAAGAAAGAGGAGCUAAUAGAAAUAAUUUAUCCUUUGUUUUUUACAGAUGGAAAGAACUGCUAUGGCACUGUCAGUGAAUUUGUCUUUGACAUAUCCAGUGAUGUACAUGGGACGCAGCUGAUGCAUACAAGCGAAUCAGUGGAAGACAUUAUCAACAGGCUACAUGUGAAACACCUCAGGUGUUAUCUUUUGGGUAAAAAAAAGAACUUUGACAAUUCUGACAGUGAUGAAAAUCUACCUGAAAUGAUUAAAUGUGGUGACAGGAAGAGAAAAAGUGUUGGUUCAACCAUGACACCAGUAUCCGAAAACUUUGUGGCAACUGAAUCCAUUGCAAACACUGUGGACAGCGUUCAAGUCUUACAGUAUUCAACAUCAAAUGACAUGGAAGCUUCUGCAGUUGAACCACAUGAGGAAUUAGCACAUGAUGAUCAAAUGGUCCAGAGUGAAUUGAUCCUUGUCAAGCAUGAUGAUUCAGUGGAUGGAGCACUGCAGUAUGAUGGCUCUCAUGAUAUGAUCGCUCCUGGAUUAUUUACACUGGCAAUAGACCAAAGAGAUCUA